Trypanosoma cruzi is the source of this 2953-nucleotide messenger RNA. RefSeq lists its product as uncharacterized. The record is from RefSeq and is a predicted model, not a curated record. The transcript has a single exon. Lineage: Eukaryota; Euglenozoa; Kinetoplastea; Trypanosomatida; Trypanosomatidae. The annotation marks the transcript as partial. Gene Ontology annotation, biological process: cilium assembly. Gene Ontology annotation, cellular component: axoneme.
GUGGCGACUAGAUUACCCUGCCAAUGACUUUCUCCCACUUUAUCUUGACGAUGAUGUGGUGAAUAUUUUGGUUCAUUCUGUAGACAAAGACACCAAGUUGUACGUUUUGGAGCGCCGACGAGAACGAGACAUCAAACCUCUGCGUCCAUUAUUUUUGAUGCGUGAUCAUGAGGGCAGCGGCGGCUCUGUCCUUCAAUAUUUUGGAAAAACGGCUGUUCUUUCCGGUGGGGCUGAUGGAAAGGUGGUUGUAAGAGACGUCUCACAUUAUCUAUUAAAGCUGACACCUAUCCCUCCUUCCAAAGAAAAGAGAAGGCCCCAAGGUGAAUUCCCCAUAAGGCACAUGGGAAAAGAAGGGAUAACUUCUUUGUGUACAUGGAAUGGUGAUUGUGGCUUCGUUUGUGGAGGUCAUGACACAGUGAUUCAUUUUAUUACCUCCGGUGAACCCAUUUCUGAUUCAUGGAAAGAACCAGUAUGGAAAAAGGAAAAACUUUUGGGUGUCUCAGACGCCAUGCAAACCCCAAUGGAGGGGUCAUCUACACUGUGUGAAUUUAGUCGAUCCAGUGUUCUAUCCGAUUUGACUGAGAUAAGAGCAGAGGUUAACAAAUUAUUGAAGGAAAGAAGUUCGGCUGUCCACGUUGAAGACUUUCUGCUACCUAGUCAGCGGGAGUCGUUUAGUGCGGAGUGUGAAUUGGCGAUACAGAAGGCAAAAGAAGAUGACUACUACCGUUUGCUUCAUAAUGAAUUUACUCAAUAUAUUAUUCGAAAUGAAUGUUGGGACACAAUGGAAGUACCAAGAGCGAAAGUUGUAAGUCUAAAUGACCUUACGGUCCAAGUUUACAAUUUUCACUGUCGUAAGGCUGAUCCGGGAGAAGAGAAGUUGUUGAAAAAGUUGAAAUUUUUGAGAAUGUUGCAAAUAAAAGUUGGAAAUUACUUUACCUUUUCUUCCUUGGUGAAGCGACGGGAAAGUCAUUCUAACCCGUUGCAGCAGGAGAGCGACAUUGCCGAUGAAACUUCCGGGCUUCUCUACGAUGCUAUGGAUGUAUACACAAAUUCACGUGCUGUUAUUCAAAUUCAUUUGCUUCGUGGAAGGAUACUCAGGUUGAAGAUGGCGUUCAAUCUUCGCUUUGAUAAUUUAUGCGAACGGAAAAAGCGAGAAUUGCAGCGAAUUGAAGAAAGAAAUGGUCGUUGUAGGCGCAUCCUGCGGCAACUCGGUGAAACGUCCAUACCUGCGGAUCUCUGUUUCACACCCGUUUUUGAUGUCGAGGAGGACCCCAAGACUGUUUUUGAGGUCUUUGAUUCGGAAAUUGAUCCCGAAUUGCUCAAGCUUUCCAAAAAGAAUGAAAGUGAUGCAUUUAUUAUAUCCCCGACGGAUGAAGCGGCAUUGAAGACGUGGAUGGAUGGUCUUGAAAAGGAUGCUGAUGUGCUUGCCGUCAAAGUCACCUUACCUGCUUUUGCGGAUGAAUCGUUGGAACAAUAUGUGGAACCCGAAGAUCGAACGGAGGAGCAGCAAAGGGCUUAUGAACAAUAUGAGAAGCAACUUGCGGAGCAGACGAUAUAUGUGAAUGAAAGAAAGGAGGCGUUGCGUGAAGAGAUUGCCGAAUUGAAGAGGGCAAACAGUGAUGCAGCGAGAGCGAUAGAUGAAGAAAUUUCCUCGUUGAGAAGGAAACGUAUGGAGGUGGCUCAGUUGGUGGAUGAAUUGGAGUCCCAUCAAAUGAAUGCGCUUCGCAGAAUAUUUCUUCCAACUACAAUUUUGAAUGAGCUCUUAAACGUCAUAAAGGAAAAAAAAGAGCUCCAAAGUCGUUUGAAACAACUUCAGAGUCUUGAAAUGCACAGACAAAACUUAUUGAAAACGGAAGAGUCUCGGUUGCAGCAGUUAAUCGAAAAAGAAAAGGAUGCUGUCGCACAUAUGCGCGACUCUCCACCGUUUGAUGACGGCACCUGGGGGGAGAAGCUGUACAGACGUUUUACGAGGUGGCGUGCAAAGUACGAAGAAGGCCAGGCAUUGGCUCCUCUGGCUGAUCAGAAUGAAAAUUUUCCUCUCCCUCUGUGGAAGCUCUACUGUGAAUGCUGCUCAAUCAUUGUUGAGUCAAAACGCGUUGCGACCCAUAGUACAGCAACUGUUCAAAAAUUAACCGAGUCGUUGACGGAGGUUGAAGCCGAAUUGACACUAGUUGGAAAAAAGCUAGACGAAAAAGAGGCGGAGGAGGAAUUCUGCAAACAAGACGCCACUCGCAAGGUUCUCAAUGUACAAAACCUAUAUCGCCUGCGACAAGGCCAGGUUCAAGAUGAGGAAGCCAUGCUAAACGCCGACUUUAUUGACUUUUCCUUUCGAUGGACAAAGGACGUGUUGGACUACAACACCCUUAUCUUUGCAAGUUUUGACGAAGUUUCCCGGAUUAUGGGUAAUACAUCGCAUCAACGACAAGCAAUGAAAAUGGCCUCUUGGGAAACUGAACGCUUACAGUACUGCGUGGGGACGUUGGAGAUGGAGCUCCGCCAGCUACACACGUUGCGGGUGACGAGACAAAUGCAAGAAAGCAUAUACACCGGUGCAUUGGUGUCACGUGAGGGUGAGGUGGAAAAAUUGAACCGCCGAAUCGACUCCAUCCGGCAAAUGAUGUCAAGGAGGGUGGAGGAUCGAAACAGGGUUAUUAAGCGUUUAAACAUACAGAUCAACGAUCGGCACCUGGAAAACACAUUACUGGGUGAUCAGGUACAACGCGUUAAAAGCGUUGUGGAUGACAAAAAGGCCGUGUGGGGUAUGUUGGGUGAGCACGAUAAUGAAUCCACACGUCUUCAAGAAAGAAUGAGAGAGCUGUACGAGAAUAGUGAAUUGGAGGAGUUGGCACGGUGCCAGCAGGAGGAACUCGUCCGGUUAAAGCGUGAGGUCGACCGCCUUCGAGAGCGCACGUUUCCUUCGUUUGCUGUUGUAUCAAAGAAAACCGUGACGUGA